This is a messenger RNA of Penicillium olsonii, 2106 nucleotides long. Lineage: Eukaryota; Fungi; Ascomycota; Eurotiomycetes; Eurotiales; Aspergillaceae. The record is from the annotation of a GenBank genome assembly.
AUGAGUGAAAGAGGAUCGGAAAUCAUCUACCGAGCGGAGAAUGUCCCGGUACGGUUCUUCAAAGCAUGUCGAUGGUGCAGAAGGCAGAAAAUGCGCUGCGAUGCGCGUAGCCAAGUCCCUUGCUUCCGCUGUCGGUCCACCGGCCGAGAUUGUAUAUUGGAUCCUAUCGACGACGGUCGUCGACGACAUGAUCGCCGACGGAAAACAACAACCCCAGCAAGAAAUCAAUCAACUGCCUCACCGCUCGACCAGCGGACCGGGUUUCAUACUCCGGCGUCAAGAGAGCAAGGAUUCUCUCCCGCCAACGCGCAAGACGGCGGGUUUGACACUUCCAUUGACUCUUUACCCGACGCAACAGGUCUGAGCAGUCUACAAAGGUCUUAUGCCAGUGAUCAAAAUGGACCAGACUCUCAACAGCUAAGCCCUAAUGAGAUGAUCGCACCAGCAUCAGCAGUGCACUCCAUGUCUGUGAAUUUGCUGGGCACAAAUGAUAUUUUCCUGGAAAACUCAACAAAAGGUGACCCCAGAGGUGAUGUGAUCGCCCGAGAAAUCGUCAGCGAGGAGCUCGCCCGAGUCAUGUACGAAAGGUUUACGGGUGGCUCAAAAAACUAUCUUCCACUCUUCGACCCAAUACGAGACACUUUUGACUCUAUUCGAUCCCGCUCAUUGUUCUGCUUUACUGUCAUCAUCUACCUUGCCAGUCGCGCUGUGACAGACUUACGGGGAGAUACGCAUAUGCAGCGUGUAUUGCAAGAUGAGGCACAGCGCCUAGCGGAGGACAGCUUCUUUGAGCGACCAACGAAGCUUGAAACAGUUCAAGGCAUGAUUCUUCUGGCAGCCUAUUCCGAGAAGACUUGGUUUUCCAUUGCACUCAUUCUCCGCACUGCUCUCGACUCAGGGUUGGAAAAGUCCUUGGAUACUUUGCUGUCACAGGAAAGCGUACCCCGAAGCUCUUUGUCUGCAUCUAUGGCCGAGCGCCAACUGGUGUGGCAGACCAGGACCUGGCUGAUUAGCUUCACGUUGGAGUUGGAUGUUGCAUCUGGCACUGGACGCAAGUCACGCAUUGCUGAAGUUGACGUAGGAAAGCUACGCAAGUUCUUAGAUUAUCCACUCUCGCUGCCCUGUGACAUGCGGACUGUUUGCAUCAUAGAGCUCCAUCAACUUCGAGGCCAAUCCCGCAUGAUAAUCGAUGGCGCAUCUACGAUCAGCGAUAUUGUGUCUACAGAAUUACCAGCUAUUAUGACGAGACUUCAAAACUGGUGGACUAAUUGGGACGAGAUUCAUGAAAACAAUGGCUUCCAUAUAGGAGCAUUCCAACGCAGCAGCCUGAAGCUUAUGCUUCACUAUGCUAGAAUAUUCGUGUUCUGUGCAUCGCUGGCACGGAUUCAAAAGCUGAAGCCUGCGUAUGCCGAUUCGAGUUCUGAAAUCCUUGAUCCGAACGUGCUGGGCCUGUGGCAAUCCCUUGUCACUACCAUCAUGGAUCAGUUAGGCUUCUUGAUCAAUGAGCCCUCAUAUCGCUGUCAAUUACCUUGGGCACCAACUUACCCUGCACUCACCAUUGCGUUCAUUACAACGUUUGCCCUCCGAAUUGCGAGAUGGCGUCCGAGUCUGAUCAAUCAAAGUUUGCUGCUGGAGAGGGCAGAGAGGAUCUGCGAUUUUCUCAAGCAGCCGCCGUACCCUGAUAUCCACCGCACCGUUUCAAUCUUUGUCAACUAUGCACGCGCUUUGAUUGCGAGCCAGCGUCCCCAAAGCAGCCACGGCUCAGAUGGACCUAUCAUGGGCGAUCAAAAUGAUGGGCCACAUCAAGAGUACCAAAGGCCUGAUAGCCCUAUGAUUAAUGCAUCUGAUCCAGGAGUGGGUCCCCUCGACGAUCUUCGCUACAGAGCCGGGCUGACGAUGCAGACCGACAAGGUUGCGAACAUGGUCACCAUGCCAAGUAGUGAUAUAUCGACGGCGGCCAAAGCACCCUUACCCAGGAUACCAGGUACGAUGGAAGCACCUAACUGGACAGUUUCGAAUUCCAUUGCCGAUUCCUUUGGACUUUUUGAGGAAGGGCAGAACGACAUAUUUGAUUUCUUACCCAUGAUGCCAUCGAUGCCACAGUGA